AUCGAGAGAAAGGGGCUAGUACGGCGCCACGAAUGUGUCAUAUUUAGCGACAAGCGUCUAGCGCCAUAUAUAUCAACGACGUUAGUACGUAAGUUGAUGGGUGAGCAGACGGACCGACAUGGCCAUUAGGUAGGUAUGUUAUGGGACAUCACCUAGCUGAGUAGAGAAUAGGUAUAGGCCUACGGAUUGCCAUCGCCGAGAUCAUCCCAAGUACCACCUUAAGUCCCUUCAUAGUCUAGCGUGUAGUCGCAACCAGCCACUGAGAACCUGAGAUAUACCUAGAGAAUUUUGCUGCUUCGCACAAGACGACGAUCACUUCGCAAUUGGCUUAGAAGCUGUGGAACGACGAUUAAGUUUUUUGCAUGAUUCCCCCCUGCCGUAGAUCCAAACUUCCAGCUCGGUUACGACGAGUGUUGUGGGUUGACCAUAUACAUAUCCCCCAUGGGAUCCUCUCUAUUGCCCGAGAUCUGUAUGUUUCGGAUCUUGCUGCCAUUUUGCUUGCCCGGUCUCGUUCCAUAGGGCAAAAAGGCGAAACGUCAAAAUGGCGGCGGAAGAUGAACACCUGGGGCAGAGGAUGAACGCCGUCAACUGGACCCUGACAGCGUUGGCGGCGACAUUUCUUAGUCUGCGAGUAUACUGCAAGUUUAGUCGACAUAGGGGCUUGUGGUGGGACGAUCACAUCUUGAUAUUCGCUUGGAUGUGUCUCGUCAUCGCAGUUGGUUUCAUCACCAGCUCGAUAUCCUUAGGAUUUACCAGCCCGACAGGCCCUAAAAGCCCAGAAGAUGCGACCCGACUUCAGAUUCACGGGGGUGUACAAAACGUAUUUUUCGGGUUGGCCACGGCUAUGAGUAAGACGUCGUUCGGAGUAACACUGUUGAGAGUCACGGAAGGCCGUAUAAGAAUGCUCGUCAUGUUUCUCACCGUCACCUUGAACGUGGCCAUAUUCCUUUACAUCAUCUUCACGUUCUUCAAGUGCCAGCCGGAAAUCUAUUCUUGGAUAAAAGGACCUGGCUGCUGGAGCACGGAGAAAUACAUCCAUUAUGGGAUCUUUGCUGGAGCGUACUCCGCGUUUGUGGACUUUUCGUUCGCAACGAUUCCCUGGUUCUUGAUCAUGAACCUUCAGAUGAGAACUAGGGAGCGGUUCGGAGUCGCAAUAGCUAUGAGCUGCGGUGCAAUUGCUGGGGUAACGGCUAUCAUGAGAUGUGUCUACUUACCUCUUCUCGCUAAAGGAACAUUUUCUACCCAAGGAACAACACUUGUUAUAUGGUAUGUGGCUGAAUCAUCGGUUACCAUCAUCGCCGCGUCGAUACCCGUUCUGCGAGCUUUGAUAAAGGAGAUAUCAUCGUCCAUCGAUCGCUACGGCCGUAGCACUGCGAACAAAUCCGGCAUGAAAAGCCAGACGAGAAGUACACCUAGGGUCCUACAUCCAAGUAAUAUUGUUACAACGGUGGUCAGCUCCCGUAGAGACCCUAACGAAGCUGGCGAUGCGAGUAGCGAUAAGAGUAUUCUUGACGCAGCGCACGCACCAGGGAAAACUUCGCUGGGAAGGAUUGUACAGACACAAGAGGUUAGGCUGAGUUACCACGAUCGAAGCGAUAUGGAUAGCGAAGCAGGAUAUGAGAUGGAAUACAUGGGGAGGAAGUCGUCUUAAUCUAUGAUACCCUUAAUUAUCAUGAAUUCAUGUGUAUGAAGACCUGAUACGAUACUCACGAUAUACAUACAACAUAAAAGCGAUAUGGUUUUAGCCUACAAGAUAUUAUCAAAACUGAUUCGGACGGGAGCGUUUCUUAACUUGAGGGGAUUAUGUAAUAUCAUAGAAGUGUCGCGAUUCAGAGAGGCAGAGAAGGGUCCUCGUAAGCACAUGUACAGAAUGUACAGAAUCGGAG
Molecule: messenger RNA, 1886 nt
Organism: Annulohypoxylon maeteangense
Lineage: Eukaryota; Fungi; Ascomycota; Sordariomycetes; Xylariales; Hypoxylaceae
Exons: 5
Coding region: 542-1651 (369 amino acids)
Source: RefSeq, a predicted model, not a curated record